Tachysurus vachellii is the source of this 2644-nucleotide messenger RNA. Its product is annotated as CMP-N-acetylneuraminate-beta-galactosamide-alpha-2,3-sialyltransferase 1-like. Bases 492 to 1472 code for a protein of 326 amino acids. The record is from RefSeq and is a predicted model, not a curated record. Gene Ontology annotation, molecular function: beta-galactoside (CMP) alpha-2,3-sialyltransferase activity. NCBI's taxonomy places the organism in Eukaryota, Metazoa, Chordata, Actinopteri, Siluriformes, Bagridae. The transcript is spliced from 7 exons.
UGUGUUGUUCUCCAUCACGGGGUGCAGAAGGACACACCGCACACACCGGGAUCUGUAACGCAGCGCUCGCGGGGGAGGAUGUGCGACUGUGGUGCUGUUAUCAUCCAGCGGUUGCCACAAGAGCGGAUCAGCGUUUCUCUGUGAGUCUGAUGUUGCUGAUUAUGCAGCCAGCGCAGUCGGCUCAUUAAGAUUACACAGCGUAAGCAGAAGAGGGAGCAACUCACCUCAUCAUUCUGGAGCGUUUUGACCCUCCGGCAAUCGGCUGUUUACACACCAGAGCAACAGUGAACGUUAAACCUCUGGUGGAAAAUCUCCAGUUUAAAUGAACCCUGACACACUGAGACUUGCUCCCAGAGCUGAAUUAAUUAAACCAAACUGUUAUUGUUUCUUUAUUUGUUGAUUUAAUUUACUGAAUAGAUUAAUUUUAGUUGGAAAGAAAGAGAGCAACUUUCAAAACCGAGUCAGACUUGUGGAUCUUGGAUCGACUGAAAAUGAUCUAUGUGACAUCCAGGAAGUUCCGUGCUCUGCUGCUGAUCUUCUGCUUUGUUUCUUUUGCCAUGUUUUUAUUAAGAGAUCCCUCGUUUCUCCUCAGCCCACUUCAGAACAUCAUUAAUAGGCCAUGUGGCUGCCGGCACUGUAUUUGGGCCACAGAGGAGGAGGACACAUGGUUCAGUGAGAGGUUUAACCAGUCCUUUCAUCCUCUCCUGUCCAGGUUGAACAGCGAUCUCGGUGAUGACACCUACAAAUGGUGGCUGUGGCUUCAGGCUGAAAGCAACCCAUCCAACUUGAGUGCAGUGAUGGAUAGGUUAUUUCAGGUCAUCCCUGGAGAACAGCACUACAUGGAUGCUGGACCUUCCCGAUGUCGUACAUGCUCAGUGGUAGGAAACUCUGGAAAUCUCCUCUCAUCCCAUUACGGCAAAGCGAUCGACUCCAGUGACUUCGUCAUCCGGAUAAACCAGGCUCCGACACAUGGCUUUGAGCAUGAUGUGGGCUACAGAACCACGCACCAUGUGAUGUAUCCUGAAAGUGCCAUGGACCUGCAGAACGUCAGCACCAGCCUACUGCUUGUCCCGUUUAAGGUCCUUGACCUGGAGUGGCUCGUCAGUGCUCUGACCUCUGGACACAUCGACUUCACCUAUAUGCCCGUCAAAAAACGGAUCACAGCCAACAGAGAGAAUGUGUUGGUGUAUAACCCCUCGUUUAUGAAGUACGUGUAUGAGGUGUGGUUGGAGAGUCACGGCCGUUAUCCAUCCACCGGCUUCCUGUCGCUUGUCCUCGCUCUACACAUCUGUGACCAGGUGAAUCUUUUUGGAUUCGGAGCCGACCGGGAGGGAAACUGGCACCACUACUGGGAGGAGAACUCGGUGAAUAGCGCGUUCAAAGAGACGGGCGUCCAUGACGCAGAGUUCGAGUACAACAUCACAGAGCUAUUGGCUCAGAAAGGCAAAAUCAGACUGUUUAAAGGCAUCUAGUCUACGUCCAGCUGGGGCGAGUAGUUAGAGAUGCACGUGAAGGAUCUUGGUAACAUGCUCCUGUCAGAAACAGGAAACAGGAAGUGAUCCAGAGCUCAGAGCCAAACUCACAGUGGUGAGGGAUUCUGUUCUGGAGUCCUACAGCAGAUCUGUGACUAAGACUGGAACUCACAACCUCCUAAACAUUAACAGAUGGUCGUCACUGUCACUUAUUUCAUGUUCCAUACCGUUCGUUUCUUUCUCAAUCACAUCCAAGUUCGAGUUUUUUGUCACUUCUGCGUUGUCUGGGGAACUGUAGACUUUAGAGUAGUCACCAAAGACUUUUUUACUUUUUUCUACCAUUUGAUUUAUUUAUUUGUUUGAAGUUUAAGAAGCUUUAGUUACUUCCUGGUUUUCUGGAUGCAUACAGUAGUUUAUCACGUUAGUCAUUUCCUGGUUCUCAGAUUUUAGUGGUCAGAAAACUUGCAAUUUGAUGGGCCAGUUUUCCAGAAGUCCUGGGAUAGGUGCGAGAUCAGCCGUGACCCUGAGCAAGAUAGAGCAGCUUAUCAAGAUGAAUGAAUGUAAUAAUGCUUCUAAAUGUUUCUGUUUAAUUUAUUUUAAUCCAUUCCUCAUUCUCUGGAUUUGGAGUUUUAUACAUUUUUAUUUGGUUCCUGCUUCUCUUCCCUACCUUUGUCUCUCUCCCUCUCCAUCUGUCUGUUUGCAAAGGAUUAUGACUGAGAGCAGGUCAUAGAUCGUAACACGACCCAUCACUAGUUUCAACCUCGGAGGCUCCGCCCACGUCCUGCAUCACGGACAUGCAGGUUGCAAUUUGAUUGGCUGUAACAUGUUUCCAUCACAGUGAAAUCAGUGGAUCGGUGUGCUUUUACAAUAAGGAUGUAGUCACUGUAUUAAAAUAAAUAAUAAUAAUAAAUAAUUACAAAUGUAAAAAAGCUUAAAAACUUGAGGUCAGACAAUGGCAGAGAGAGAGAGAGAGAGAGAGAGAGAGAGUAUGUUUUGAGUAUGAUACAGUAUAGUGUUCAGACUCCUCUCUUCCUAAGUGCCUUCAGUAACACUGUGUUUAUGAAUCUCACUUUUUAAAUGUACUACAUGAUGAAGUAUCGGAUAAAAAUACGCUUUGUUAGAACGUACGCUCUUUAACUUUCCACCUUUGUAUACAGAAUGAAAUAAAGGGA